UCGUAACUCUAUCAACUCUACCAACCACUGCCAGGUUUUCUCCAUAUAUACUUUAGUUCCCUCUAUAGAGCCUCUUUCAGCAUAUAAAGAGGGGCGGCAAGCCCACAUGUUGGACCCUCCAGUGAAAAAUGUUUCACUCGUACUCCAUUUUGAGGUACAGGAGUACUUUUUGACUAAAAUAUGAGCUAAAGGGGAAGAAUAACUUAACUACACAGGAAAUAAUUGAUUAUGAAAUACCGCACCAACAGUGACUUAAAAUUUUGAGGAAAAUUGACACAAAUUAAUUGACAAAUAUAAUUAACUCAAUUUAAUUAAAAUUUCAAAUUUGCAAAAUGUUUUGAGUAAAGAUUUACUUGAGUAAAUUUGCUAAUAAAUUAAAAUUCCCAUGAUCAAACCUUUGAGCUGUGGAUGAAAAAAAGAGUUAUUAUGUCUGAAAGGCUAAAAGGCUAAAACUCCCGAAAUUUUCUGGGAGUGGUCCCUGCAAAACCACUACAAAUUUGCACUUUUCUAGUUCACCUCCUACCCGUUAUAGGCGGUAUCUUUACCUUGGUGCUUCUCCCACCUCAAUGACGAAUCCUUCAGUAAAAAGGCCUUGAAUUAAUCCUGUAUAGUGACAUACUACCGAGACCCCCCACUGGUCUUCUAGAGGCAUAGGCUUAUAGCAAUUAAAACAAUUUAGAACUGUCAAAGCUGUACGAAUCGGACUACUAUAAAAAUUUGAAUGGCUUUAUAUUUAAGACUUAAGAACCUAAUGGCUAAUAUAUCUAUCACGCUUAAUUAAACAAAAUAAUUAGUUUGCUUACAAAUAGGAAUGUUAUUACUGAGGGUCUGCUCCUCAGGGAACAAGUGAACGAGCCACAUAUGGAAACACAGGAACAAGUUCAAAAAGUGGUAGGGUAUAAGGGGAAGACAAGGGAACAUGAUGAAAUCUUUGUGGGGAACAAUGGAACGCAGGAACAAUUUCCAAAGGAACACAGGAAAACGGUCCCUGCCCUGAAAGAUCCUUAUUACUUAAGUUGAGUAAGUUAAUAUUGAGUAUAUAUCUCCAAAAGCUUGAGUUAAAUUAUGAUAAUGCAUUGCUUUGCCUUACCUCAUUUACUCCACGCAAUCACAGAAUAAAGAUCAGUAACAGAAGGGCCAUUCAGCGGUGCAACGUGUCCUUGUUUUUUUUAUGCAAAAAUAUGCAGUUUACUGGCCAGAAGGCGGAGCAGCCAGUCAGUACAGCGUGUUUAUUGGCCAGAAAAUGUCGUUGACUGGCUAGGAAAAUGGCGACCAACAUGCGUAAUGCGACAUGUGCGAGGACAGAAACUUCAAAGCUUCCGACGUAAGUGGCCCUUCUGUAUGGAUCUUUAUUCUAUGACCCAAUGAAAGACUUGCGGAAAGUAAUUUAAUCUGCUAAAGUAGCGAAGAAGAUUUGUUCGUGCUGGCUACGCUUUGCCAUUUAUGCCGGAAAAUUUAAAAGUAAACUAAAUAUAACAAAACAAUACUUAAAAAUAUUAUAAUUUUUACAUUGUUUCCGUUCACAAAAUCUCCGAUGGCAAUGGUCAAUAUAAUCAAGACAGGGCAUAAACAGUAUGCCAAAUCUAUAAUUUUAAUUAUUAUAUUAAAUAGCUGCAUGCAUAACAUGUAUAAAUUAGUUCAUGGGCAAAAGUAGAGGGGAAAAUCACUCCUAAAAAGUGUACGAUAUUUUUUGUGAUAUUUUUGUGAUUUCUGUUAUUUGCGAUAAUUAUAUUUACUUUUUUGUGAUUUUUGAAUUUUUUUGUGAUUUUCUGAAGAUGUGGUUACGUGAUUAAAUUAAUAAUCGGUGACUUGCCCCUUGGGCGAAAUACUUAUUAAUGAGUUGUUAUCGACAAAUGGGAUUUUUUGAAUAACUAUCAAAGUUCAGAUAUGGCUUGAUAACAUAUAACGUCUACGCCAGUCAAAACAAGAUAGAAAUAUCACAUAAAACACGAUACACACAACAUACGAUAUACAUUUUCUUGACAAGUUUAUCUUUGUAGCAACCUUUCACACUACAAUUAAAUAUAUGAACUUUUCUACAUUAAUUAAAGCCUAUAUCAAUUUAAGUAAUUUGGAAAAUGGCCUAAUAUGAACACUUGUAAUGAGUGUUCCUACUACAGUGAAAGAUAAGUUCAUCACACGCAUGCACCCCCUACAGAUAGUUCACACCACUGAUCUGUAAACUACAGAACUGGAUCCAUCGGGCACAAAUGAAAUCAAUGGCUGUGGUGUUGCUGACAUGUUAUAGAAGAGGUUCCAAAAUUUUCUAGUUGUUGAUGGGAAAGGAGACUAAAUGCUGUUUAGAUCAAUAUUGGCCAGUAAGCAAUGAUCUCUCUUUCUUAUUAAGGUUACAGAACACCUUUGAGUGUUAAUUUUGCCUAAAAUUUUUUUAUUGGUUUCCAUGAAAGCAUUAGACUAGUUCUACUAUCUGACCAAGUUUGGACGAAAAAUGUUGAAAACUCGCAGAGUUAUUUAAUAAAAUACAUUUCGCUUGCAAUAAGAAAAACAUUGAAAAUGUAAUAUUCAAAUUCAAUUUUCUCCCGAAGAAUUUUACGACAAUUACUGAUUUUUAAACGAGUUGCGCUCCUGCGGGUUUUAACGAAUUUUUCUCUAAUUUUCACAGGAUAUAACUAAAGACGUCCUUUUCAAAAUAGUAUUCGGUUUUGUUCUAAUUUUGCAUAUUUUAAUUAUAAGAAGAUAUUCAUACAAACGAUUCAGAAAUAUAUUAAUUGCAGUCGUAAAAGAAAAUCAAACAAAAAUUUCCGAACACAAUUUUUUGGAACAACUAUUUUACUGUAUAAAAACAACUAUUUUACUGUAUCUUAAAACCAGCAGGAACAUAACUCAAAAGCGUAAAGGUACCGCGACUUAAGAUUUUCCUGAAUAAUUCUUACAUUAUUUUACUGUUUGCCAAUUUUACAACUUUAUCAUAUUUUGCAUGCACUGGCUAACAUUUGGUGAAAAUUUGAUGAAAAUCGGACAGAUUUUGAGCGCGCAGUAGCGAUUUUCCACAAAACGCCAAAAAGGGUGUCCUGUAACCUUAACUUAACUAAUGACGUUACACGUAAGUAUGAGUCAUCUAUGGCUCAGUGCACAUAUAUAGUGUUCAAAAUUUUCUAAAACUCAUUUAGAAAAAGUAUAGUAAGCUUAUAAAGUCACAUGGCACAUUUGCUUCAUAGUUAGUAUAAUUAAUUUCAACACGAAACGAUUCAACUGAAGUUUAAAGGUCUGGUGCAUGGUAUCUGGAUAUUAACACAUUUAAAAAAUCUCUCUUCAUUAGAAAUAUUCUGGCUUCGAAAUUGACUCAUUGAAUUCAUAAGGAUGCUUGUGAAAUGCACUAGUCAAUUGAAACCCCCCCCCCCGACCCCGGGAUAAGGCGGGGAAAUUAACAUUUUGACAAUGUUAAAUUUUGGUAAUUUCCCAGCUAACGGGUGGACGUUGACUGUUAAAGUUACCGCUCAUGUGGCCCCGGCACUUUGCAAAUUUUCAUGACUUGGAAAAUGGGAAAUCGUUGAAGUAUAAAAUGUUCACAACAUGUGAAGGCAAUUCUUGAUCUUAAACUUUAAUCCGCAUCAAAAGAUACUGAGUAAUCUACGUUUCGACUAUCUUGCAGUCAUCAUCAGGAAUAUAUAAAAAGUGAAAAUAUUUUUCUUAUUUUUUUAAAGAAAACUACGAGGAAACAAUUCUCUAAUUUCGAAGACUCCGAUAUGUUGCCACGAGGAGGUUCCAGUCCACUUUCAUAUCAGCCCGCGUUAAAGUCCCGGCUGUUGUCACGGCUAAUAAAUUGACUUGUUAUUUACCUUGUACCCCAGGGGAAAUGGUGCAUUAAGACCGCGUUAAUCCACGGCUAUUCACUCGUUAAUUCCCCGCCAUGUCCCGGGGGUCGUGGGGGGGGGGGGCAGGGUUUCAAUUAACUAGUGCAUAACAUGUUUAAAUACUUUGCUAAGCAUUAUUUGACCUUUUUGACAAUUUAAAUUGGACAAAUUAUUUGGUAAACAAGUGCUCUUCUAAAAACCUCUUCAAGAAACCUUAACAAGUACUCUUCUAGAAACCUUUUUAUAAUUGAACUAAAUGCUCUGCAUAUUAAAUAGAUUAAUAUAUAAUUAAUGUAAUUUGCAUGCAAAUAUGGUUUGCUUGUUAAUAGCUCACGAAUGUCCUUCUACGUCGUAUAGAAGAUAAAUGUGUCAUAUAAAUGGAAAACGCUAACACGUUUUCUUUGAUAACCCUAAUAAGAUAAUUGUCAUUGCCCGAGAAAGUGACAAGCAUGCAGUGAUAAUUUUAGUUGACAAGCACAACAAUGCUUGUUAAAAGCCGGCUGUUAAUUGUUGAAGAAGGAAUCCUGUCAGUAAAACUUCUAUGACUAAUGAAAACAAUUGCAUUUAUUCCCAUCUAGGGUGUUCGCUAUCACUGAUUAGCCUUUUGCACUGGAAUACAUCUUGGUUGAGUAAACGGUAUUAAUUAACUACCUCCUAGAGCUAGAAAAAGAUUACAUGAUACAAGAAGAAUAUUAUGUAUUCCUUUUAGUCUUCCAAUGUUUCAGUGAUUCAAUGCUUAUUUUUACUCCUUUGGUUUGAAUCCCAUUGGAGUAAACUUUGGAAUACAUACGGAAUUGUUGAAAUGUAACUCCUUUAAUUUGGUUAUAGUAAGUUAGUAUGUUGGGGUGUGCUAAACAUCCUUACUUGCAGCUGAAAGAUCAACUUGACCAUAUAGCCUGCGUAGCGCACGUUUAUAUGUAGCGCUCCGCAAGCAAAUGAAAGCCUGCAACCACUGGAAAGUGCUAUGUUGAACAGAGCACAGCUAUAGCUAUAUACACCAUAUGCGGUGGCCCGACGAGUCAAUUAGGGGGUAAACCCAACUCAACCUGUCUUCAUUCCCCAUGUAUGGCCAUGGAAGGAAACUGGAGGGCCGGAGAAAACCCACGACGUACUUUCAGUAGAGCGUGGACUUGUGUCCGUCAUGCGAAUCGGAAUACACGAUUUCACGAUUGUGCCACUGAAGGCCAUCAUUUGUGCUCUUUGGAGUAUCAAUUUAACUCCAAACGCCUUGAAAUCAACCAAGGGGUAAAUUUCUCUGAAAAUCUUCGUACACUUCAUCAAAAAUAAAAAAAAUCUUUGCCGGAAAAAUCCCAAAAUCUUACUAAAUCCUAGAAUCCCAAAAUCCCAAGAAAUAUCUAAAAAUUGCAUAAAAUACUUGGAGAAAAUCCAAUAAAAUUCUCAAAAUUAUUGUAAUAUUUAAAUAUCAAAGUUAAAAUUUAAAUCGUGAAUUCGCGUGAUUUACUUCAAUGGUUUACUUCGUUUAGAAGUUCGAUGGACAAUAUAUCGCAAAAAAUUGCGGAAAAAGUUGGGCGAAAAAUAAUUAAGGGAAAAUAUUCCGAAAAGAAUCUGAAAAAAUCAGAAAAUCCCUUAAUUUUUGGAAUAAAAUACCAGAAUCAGCAGAAAAAUUGCCGGAAUUUUCUAAUCCAAAAAAUCUUCGUACGCUCUUUUCGGAGUAACUUACCCCUCGAAAUCUAUACUUAAAAGUCUAGAUGUCCAUUUUUAACUAUUCUUAACUACUUUUAUGAAUAACUAUUUUCACAAAUAAUGAUGUAAAGUUAAAUUUAAUAUUAAUUAUUUAUUAAUUAUUAUUGUUCUGAGAUGGAGAUUGAAUGCGAGCCAGCUAUGGAACAGAAAUUAACAUAAAGUGUACUUCACUAUGGAGAUUGAAUGCGAGCCAGCUAUGGAACAGAAAUUAACAUAAAGUGCAUAUGUAUACUUCACUCUAGGCUAGGGAAACUGGUAAUAUCGUCAUGUUUGGCGCACGAAUACAUUCCUCGUUGACCUUGACCUCAUUAUAAUUUUAUCCCUGACUAUACAUGAAGAUAAAACCAAGGAAUUCUAGAAUCAGCCAAGACGGCACCUAAUAAGACGCAGUGAUGUCAUACAUGCAUGUGGAAUCGAUGAAUUGAUACAGCAUAAAUCGUAAUUGAAUCAUUGCCGAAAAUGAUAUCAUCCGGACUUGGUCAACCCCUAUUUUACGUCAUUGUCACCACUGCAAUUAAAAUUUCAUCCAACAUUAUAGCGAAAAAGUCUUGACAGUCCUUCGCCUUGGGGCCUCAGUUGAUGCAUAUCAUCAAUGUAUAACGACGAACAGCCAAAACAAACUUCUUGGAAUAAAUCACACUGCAUGUGAGGAAAAGUUGUUGUGUAAUGCUUACAUUAUGGUUAAAACAUUUACUGGGCCAAUUCAUAUAUAGUACAACUUUUCACAGCUUGAAAUGUUUGCGUUGUACAAAGAGACGUGAAAAUUUCUGUUUUGUCGUUGUAAAAAUCGCGCAAGCCAGAGCCUUUUUAAGGAAUUUUCAGUGGGCACACUGGUUCCAAAAAGGAACAAUUUGCGCUGUAAAGGUUUGCCCAAAGGAACGAGCUAGAUUUAUAAGAAGGGGAAGUAAUAACUUUAACUAAUUAACUUUUAAUAUUUUACUGUAACUCAAACUAUAUAUGAUUAAUUAAAUCUCGAUCUCAGAAAUCAAAACGAUUUUUAAGUCGGGAAAAUUAUGAAAAUUUGGGGUCAUAGGAACACCUUUAUCCAUUUAUGGCAGUUCAGAGCAAUGGUUAAGACUACUACUAGUCACCCAGAGACUGGCGGGGGGGGGGGGGGAUCCGACUUCUGCAUGGAGGUAGGCAGCAAUUGCCCAAAUCCCGGCGUGGGGCAUUUAAUUAAGUAUUCAUUUUUUACCACUGAGAUAACGAGAAUCAUUGUAUGGAUAUAGCCGUAAGCGCUGUCGCGUUGCCGCCCUGCUUUAAGGUCUCUACUCUAAACAUACAGUGUAGCAAACAUCCUUCCACCUAGGCUCUACUUUGUUAAUUAUUUUGUCUUGCAUGUGUAAAAAACAGCAGCUUUAUAUAGGAAGACCGGCUGUAAAAAUACAAACAGACUUCGACAUGAGAAUCCCUGAUUACUUUAUUUAGAAAUGUCCUUUAUCCCUAAGGCUAAGCACGGAUUUUCGUUGCCUUGAUGAGAAUCUGCGUGUUAGGGAUCGAAUAAAGCUUUGCGAAAUAAAUAAGCGCGCAUGCAGAAGCGUUUUCCACAAAGAUAUUAGCCUGCGUAGCAGGCGCUAUUUAGGAGGGAGGGCGAGGGUGGGAAAAGCUAUGUAAUAUAUGAACAACGAGAGCGAGUGUUUCACCGGAAUAUCCAAACACGAGAAAAAAAUGUAUGAAAAUACGAGCGCGAAGCGCGAGUGUUUUCAUACAUUGUUUUCGAGUGUUUGGAUAUCCCGUUGAGACACGAGCUCGAGUUGUUUAUAUGGCUUUUCAAAUGAAUCGAGACGUAACAGAAUGUUUUCGUUUGCUGAUUUGAAUAGAAUUCUUAACCAAGCAUAACGUAAUUAGGAAUUCUAUUCAAGUAAUUUUGCAUGCGUAAUUAAGAUAUUUAAUGAAAACACUAGUGACUUUCAUCAAGUAUCCAAAUGGCAUCUUGUGAUCAAAUAGGUGAUUAUCAUUGGCUGAAUUGCUCAUGAAUUAUUAAUGAAUUUGAGAAGUAAUAUAUGAACAACGAGAGCGAGUGUUUCACCGGGAUAUCCAAACACGAGAAAACAAUGUAUGAGAACACGAGCGAGAAGCGCGAGUGUUUUCAUACAUUGUUUUCGAGUGUUUGGAUAUCCCAGUGAGACACGAGCUCGAGUUUGUUUAUAUGGCUUCUCAAAUGAAUCGAGACGCAACAGAAUGUUCUCGUUUGCUGAUUUGAAUAGAAUUCUUAACCAAGCAUAACGUAAUUAGGAAUUCUAUUCAAGUAAUUUUGCAUGCGUAAUUAAGGUAUUUGAUGAAAACACUAGUGACUUUCAUCAAAUAUCUUAAUUACGUAUGCAGCUAAACUCUUCUGGUGCUGUGUCUGACGGUGUUUGACCGCGGUAUCCAAACAGCAUCUUGUGACGGAAUGCUUACAUGCUAUUGGUUUAAUUACUCAUGAAUUAUUAAUGAAUUUGAGAAAUAAUAUUGAAACUCUCAUGCAAUUCAUGUUCUCUUUGACAGGGACAUGAGAUUUGAGAAAACUCUCGUUUCUCAAUUAACUCAUCCUCGUUUAACUGUCCGGAUCUGGAAUGGAAGGGGGGGGGGGAGUGGUGGAAGCGGAAUAUUAAAUAUUGGGUAUUUAUGUAGUUUGAAUACGAAUAUUUAUGUUAGGAAUAUUGAAAAUUGAUAAUCGGAAUAUAAAUAUUCGAAAUAAAAUUUUGAGAAAUAUUGGCCUGGUAUUUUAGGAAUUUUUAAUUGACCAUUUGCGUAAUAGACUAAAUUUUGAUCUCAAAAUUAGUAAUAUUCCAAAGUUUCGUUGCAAAAUGUUGUAAAAUGCGGAAAAUAUAGCCUUGCGAAAUUUGCAGUUUUCAGUCAUUUUAGAUUACAAACCGGAAAUUGACAGCCUCGAAGGGUUUGGGGCUGUCAAUUUCCCGUUUGUAAUCUAAAAUGACUGAAAAUUGCAAAUUUCCCAAGGCUAUAUUUUCCGCAUUUUACAACAUUUUGCAACGAAACUUUGGAAUAUUACUAAUUUUGUGAUGCUCCUUCAAGCUGUGAUGAAAUUUUUGUCUAGACUUGUUUAGUUCAAAAUUUAGUCUAUUACGCAAAUGGUCAAUUGAAAGUAGGAAUAUUGAAUAAUGCAGGUAGGGAUAUUGAAUAAUGGAGUCCUGGGUUCGAUUCUCACACGGAGUCAUGCAUGUGUAAAGCUAGUCUAUCACCGGUCUGAUGAAAGUCGUGGGUUUUCUCCGCGCGCUUCUGUUUCCUCCCACAUGCAGGGAACGUUGACAGGGUGGGUGAGGAUAAACAUAGUAAGGAAAGUAAUAUCACAAUAGACAAUUCCCAUUGCAGACUAAUUUUAAAACUAGGCAUGGAGAUGCAAAUAAAUCACCACAGCUAGAAAGGGCAUACUAAAAUGAGUAAUAUUGCAAAGUUUGGUUGCGAAAUAUUGUAAAAUGCGUAAAAUAUAUAGCCUUGCAAAGUUUGCAAAUUUUGUAUACUUUUGUAUUGCGUGCGGAAAUUGCUACCAUUUUCGGCCCAAAUGUAGUAGUAAUAUCCUCACGCAAUACAAAAGUAUACAAAAUUUGCGAACUUUGCAAGGCUAUAUUUUCCACAUUUUACAACAUUUCGCAACCAAACUUUGCAAUUUUAUUAAUUUUAGUAUGCUCUUUCCGGGAAUAUACUUUUUUGCCAUGAUAAAAAAUUGGUUUAUAAUGGGAAUUGUCUAUUGUUGUAAAAAAUAGUCUAGGAUAAGUUGGUAACAUAAGUAAACGUAAUACUUGCCCCGCGAUGAGGAGUGAGCUGAGUAAUGGAAUGGGAUGGAAUAAAAAUAAAAUAUAUUCCCCAAACAUUUCAGAUGAGGACGAAUGUCAGAUCAACAACGGAGGAUGCCAACAGACAUGUGUCAAUACGGAGGGUUCGUUCGAAUGCCGCUGCAAAUCUGGAAAUACGUUGUCCGUCAACAAGAAAACAUGCGAAGGUGAGUACCUUUACAUCAGUCGAUUUCAGCUUUUUCAGUACUGAUAAAAACUAUCCCAUGGUACCGGUUUCCUGGACCUCCUUCUUUUUAUGCUGACCCUAAUAGGUUUUUUGGAUGUCCUUCUUACCUAUACCGACCCUCUUUUUUUCGUUGCUUGCUUUAUGACACCACGUAACGUCCAUUGCCCACAGUUAUUGUUCUUUGAAAUUUUUAUGUGUUUAUACUUAUGCUAACUGAUUUCAUUCAUAGCCAUUGGCCCAUUGCUGAUCAAUGCGAAGCGAAAAUGUUUUUAAAAAGAAUUAAUAAAAUUUUCCGCUCUACCUACCCUAUUAGUCCUAUUUUUUCAGGAACCACAAGAUAUUUUUAUCAUCAUAGGAUGUUAGGUCUUACCGACCUACGUUUUGUAUGUUUUGCUUAGCCUACACCUGUUAUUCCAUUUAUGCUAAUCCCUUCAGAGCUUGUGCUUUUUUUUUGCUCAUUUACACCACAGAACAUUCACCCUGCAGUGUAAAGAAUGGUGGUUGUGAUCAUACAUGUCUGAUCGUCCAUGAUUAUAAAGAAAGAUGUGAAUGUAAAACUGGUUAUAAACUCCUGUCUGAUGGAAAAUCUUGUGCUGGUAAAGUACGCCAUGUUAAUUUACGAAACGGUUUUGGGGUGCUUGUUUUCGAGUAUCUUCUGGCGAUUUUACUCGCUAAGGGAAGAUCCUUGGUAACGAGUAGUUAAGUCCCAAAGACUGGCGCGAAUGUAGGACUUGCAAUGCUAUUGGAUCAUACACAGUUUAUAUGUACUCGAUAACUCUAUCAGUUCUUAACUGAUCUCCACCAAGGCCCCGGAGUACCUGGAGGAAACCAGCGGUGUUUGGUAGAGUAAAACUGGAAGCUCCCAGACUAAAAAGGUUUGCUUUUGGUGGAAAUCAAUUUCCUGAGCAAAAAUUCUUCAAUUUUUCGAAAAAAUUCAAUGUGGAAAACUGCGCUAAAUUUCCCAAUCUGCAAGUAAAUCCUGGAGAAAUUGCACAAAAAUCCUUUGUAAAUCAACAAGGUUAAUUCAUGCUUCAAUUUCAGAUUUUUCGAUUUGGCAAAAAAUAUUUCCUGCGCAAAAUAAAACAUUUUGGUCUGGAAAAGCUUUCUUCUCAAAUGCGAUUUUUUAUUUAAAUAACUAUAAGCGCCGAAUUUUUUUUUUUGCUCUUCAUUAUUAAAAUUCUAUAUAUAUGAAAUGUAAAUUCGAAAUAUAUGAAUUAAAUGUAAUUAAUAUAAUACUUAAUUAUGUUUCUUUAGAUAUAAACGAGUGCAGUGAUGGUAAUGGUGGCUGUCAACACUAUUGUAGAAAUACAGCUGGCUCUUACAUGUACGCGUUUGUAUUGUCAUCUACAUGAUAUUCAGGGUCCGGUUGAACGAAGGCCGGAUAGUGCGAUUCACAGAAUUUUUCAAGUUUCUUAAAAUUGACCAGUGACUGGGGCAACCCGGACCAAACAUAAGUAUUUACAUAUUAUCGUUUCUUUUUAUUAAUUGCGAGGUCCAUAUACAUGUUUCACAGUUUUUCAGGUGUUUUCAGGAUGGUUGAAUAAUCACUAUACUGCAUGUAGGUAGCGUUCUUCGGCCUAGCAUACAACCAUUUCACAUUAUACAUUAUAUUAUGUAUUUUACAUAAUUUUCUGCAAAUUAUGCCCACAUCGGGCAAGUAGGAAAUUGCUUGAUCAUGCAUGGUGGAAUUUGCAUUAUAUAAUAUUUGUAUUGGGUGAUGGUCCCCAUGUGAUGUCUAUAUUAGACAAGAAGGCUUUUCGUUUUGUGAUAGAUUUGAACAAACUUGUACUGUCUUCUAAUUUAAGGUGUGUUUGUAAAGAAGGCUUUAAAACCAAUAUCAACGACUCCCUCUUGUGUGACGAUGUUGACGAAUGCCAAACGGUGAGUCAUGUGAGAUAUGCAACAGCCUGCUUACUCUAUAUAUGUCGAUUUUAAUCUGUCUAAGGGCCGAAUUUACCCAUUAGUGAAAACCCUAUAAAUAGCACUAUAGGAAGUCUUUAUUAAAUGUUGUUUGUCAAUUUCAUUUUUUACUCAAUAUUAGAAAAUGUCAAAAUGUUCUCAAAAAUGCUUGAAUAUGGAAGGAUCGUACAAAUGCGGAUGCGAAAAUGGUUUUGAGCUUCAGGCUGAUCAAGUGAAUUGUAAAGGUUUGGAUGCUUUUAUUUUAUAUAUCAGUCAAUCGAUCAAUCAAUUUAUCAUUUGAUGAUUCAACCAGUCAAUCAACUUAAGCAUAACAAUAUACCUAACUAUUAUACACAUGUGGGCUCUUUCUUGCAAGAGGCUCUAGAGGUUAACCCGGGCGUGAUUUGAGCCUCUUCAUAUGACCAUAAUGGUUCCGCCUAGCAUUUUUACAGGGUUAAUUGAAGUAUUGUAGUAUACGACACCAAAUAUACUAGCCCUAUAUUGAAUUGCUCCGUGCUUCAAUAGAUUCCAUCUUAUUCGCCAUGGACAAUAGGCUAGUGAAACAAUUCUGAGGAGGACUUGUUGCAAGUCUACAUGCACGGAUAACUUUAUUUCAUGAAUUGAAAUAACCCAGGACAAAAGUUAAAAAAAUUAUUUAGCGCCAACAUUUUAGAAAGAAUUACAAGAAACAAAUGAAAGUUAAAUCACAAAUUUAAAUUCAUUAUUUACAAGUUAAAAUGACUUGAUGUUUCUAGAAGGAGUAACAGUUUUCCUUCUAAAAUUAAUUGAUAGUAUAAUAUUUUUUUUAUUACUAUAAUUUUUUUAUUACUUUCUCUUAUGCUUUCUUUUCCUCGUACAAUGACAUUAGUUUUGCCCGAGUAUUCCAUGGUAUACACUUGGAAUGGAAAAUAUAUAUAUAUAUAUAGGAUAAAUAUAUAAUUGAACUGAUUUACGUGGUGUAUAUAUUGGUUCAAUUUAGCUAUUCCAACAACCUCGCCGUUGACGAGAAGUUUUGGAAGCGGUGAUAGGACAACUGAAGGUCAAGGAGAACUGGAGAUUGAAAAUUCUACUGAUAAGUCUGUUCCACGUAAGUACUAUUUGCUUGUUUUGUAGUCACGACAGAGCAUUCGUUAUGCUUCGUCUCUCUUAGUUACAAACACACGACAAAUUAUUCACACAAACUAAUUCCUAAAAUAGAGCAAUCGUUUAAAGACCUAUCAUCCUUCUUUGUGUGAUUUAUGAUCGCAUGGAUUCAAACCUUUUUGACGUGUAAGUGAAAGAAAGUUUCGAUUUAACCGAGUUCUGUGAAUGAAGGAUGGAACUUGAUAAACGUGAUUCUUGAAUCGUUCGUUUUGCUUGAACAGUUUUUCCAGGAUUAAAUAGAGAAUUCCUGUUCUCUUCGUUGUUAGCCUUGCGACUAAGACGUCGACCUUCGAACAGUUCAGCACCGGAAUAGCAAGUACUAGGCCUAUUAUAAUUCGAUGUACUACUAGCGAUGUACUACUAGCGAUGUAGUACUAGCGAUGUAGUACUAGCGAUGUAGUACUAGCGAUGUAGUACUAGCGAUGUAGUACUAGCGAUGUAGUACUAGCGAUGUAGUACUAGCGAUGUACUACUAGCGAUGUAGUACUAGCGAUGUACUACUAGCGAUGUACUACUAGCGAUGUACUACUAGCGAUGUACUACUAGCGAUGUACUACUAGCGAUGUACUACUAGCGAUGUACUACUAGCGAUGUACUACUAGCGAUGUACUACUAGCGAUGUACUACUAGCGAUGUACUACUAGCGAUGAUUGAAAUUUCAAGUUUACAUUCGAUUCGAGAUUUUGAGGAUUCGGACGUGCAGUUGUAGGAGCGACACUCACAUAAUAUGGUAGUAUAGUAAUAAUAUUUAAUCAGUAGAUUUUUAAAAAAGGACCUGAACCUAUAUAUUAAACUACAAUAAGCUGAUAUAAUAAAAUUAAACAAGAUAAAACAAUAGAAUAGAUAGUGGUCUGACUAAUAUCUACUACAUAGUUACAUUAAGAAUUACUCUAAUUUUAGGAAUUUAUAAAGAUUACUUCUCUUAAAUCAUGCGUUUAAUUCUCGGUGCGGAAUCAGUCAAGACAUGUGAAAAUUGUCAAUCAACACUGAACGCUGUGCUGACAAUGCUGCGUUUACCCUAUGUACGUCGGUUUAGGCCAUAUAUGUAUUAAAAUUUAGGACUUCAUGUUAGAGCAACAAAAAUACCAGACAGUUGAGGUGAUUAUCAAUUUUUGAAAAGUCUGAUUUGACAAGACCUAUUCCCUUCACCAGAUCACCUAAUUCUUCUUGUUGCUGUUCAAACUGGCAACAUAUAACUCCAACGACAAAUUUGUCCUUAUAGGUUGCCCGUCUGGUUUGUUUGGUCCCGGAUGUGCACUGACCUGCGCAGAUUGUCUGAAUGGAGCAUAUUGUGACCUCAAGAACGGCACUUGCGUAUGCGCACCGGGAUACGUCGGUGAAUUUUGUGCCAGCCGUAAGUAUCUCUGAUUUUCUAUGUGAUGUUUAUCAACAGGUAGAGUAGUGGACCAGAUAUAAAGGACAGGAACUCGCCACCAAUCAAUGUUGGCCUAUAACCCAACAAGCUGAGCAGAAAGCCGGCAUGGAAGACCCGCAAAAGUCGUUUGUGUUUGCGAACGUAUAUGUAGUUCUGUAAAAUGUAACGCCCGUCCAACUCGUAUUCUUGAAAAAUCUUAGGCUUGUUUCAAACGUCGCGUAGCAUGGCCUUUAUUAAUGGUUACGAUCUAGAUCUUUAUUGAGAUUUUUGGCAUUUCACUCGAUACGACUAACAGUUGAAGGAUUAUUAUAGAUAGAAAUUUCGAGCGGAGAUAAUAUACAUUAUUUUUUAUCAGUGAAAAUGAAGCAAUCUGAUUGGCUGAGGAGCCUUUCAGAGCGGGCCGGUUUUUUGCAUCCGGCCCGCUCUGAAACGCAACUGCCCGCUGUGAAAUGCAACUGCCCGCUCUGGUUUUCGCGCCAAAAACCGAGGAGUGAAACAAUUUUUAAACGAAAGAAUCUGCCAGUUCGCAAGCAACACUGGAAUUUUAAUGAAUUUAAUUUUUCAUCUGAUAAAAAAUAAACACGUUAUUUACCGGCAGCGUCGAUCCGGAUGAGAAAAACUGUGCCCUCGGUCUUGAAAACGUCCCUCGCCCUUCGGGCUCGGGCCGUUUUCAAGACCUCGGGCACAGUUUUUCUCAUCCGGACCUCGCAGCCGGUAAAUAACAUAUAUACCGGGUGGCCCCCAAAAAAGUACUCCUGUUUGAUUCGUAAUAACUUCUAAACAAGUAAAGUUUUUAAAGAGAAAUAACUUGCAUUAAAUAGAGGAAGGACUAACUUAGAUUUUGAUAUAUUACAGUUGUAUUUAACGUAAAAAUUCACGGAUAUAUUAAUGUUAAAAAUGGGGAGCAUGUUUUGGAAUGUGUCUAAAAUUAGCGAAAAUCGGCAUAUCAAAUAUUAACUCCAGCGUUUGUUUGCUUAAUGACAUAUUAGGCUAACUUGUAUUUCAGCGAAUUAUCGUUAAGGUUUGUAAGGGAUAUGGCGUAGAUUUAGACAUCUUACAUGUAAGUCUUAGCUCAUUGUUUCCUGAAAUAUGAACGUUCGAAAUUUUGCAAGUAUUUAAUAUUAGGUCUUUGCAAACUUAAAUGUACAUGAAAAACUGACCAUGGAAGGCAGGCGCUUAAAUUUUUCGUAUUCUUAAAUAGCCUAAUUUUUUUAUGUUUUUAAUGGGUUCAAACAAACUGAGUAGAUUAUUUCUCGGUUAGAGCAGGAUGAAUAUUCUUUUUUUGAAGGAAAUAAUAUUGCUUUUUGCAAAUACACAUCACCGUAUCAACGCUACUAUUUUGUUACGUUUUGUUCCAAAAAUGUUGCAUGUCUCUGGGGAGUUGCUUAAUUGUUAUGUCUUAUGGAGUUGUAUGGUUUGAUUGUGUUUCAUAUAAUUCUCAGUUUACUCCAUGAACUUGCCAAGAUUAAGAAACGGCAAAAGAGUUUGGGUGUUCUUAACAAGAUUUCAGAACGUUGCAGAAGUUAGAAGAGCUUCACAAUUCCGUUGUGACAGCAUGCCCUAAUUCAGAACUACGAACGAUCCAAUGACGAUCCUUCGCGAUGCAGUGGUCUCAUGAAAUAAGGAAACGUAUUCGUGCUAGGAACACACGCGAAUUUCGGACGAAUGAAUCUUGCUUGUAUUUUGUAGACAUAAUAAUACUUUGUUUCAUAAUAAACAAUUUGUCAAGUGUCAUUUAUUUACUGGUAAUAGUGCAUGUUUCAGUCGGGCAAAUCUUGAUUAAUAUUUGAUACGCCGAUUUUUGCAUAUUUCAGACACAUCCAGAAAUACCCUCCCGAAUUUAAAGAUUAAUAUCUCCGUGAAUUUUUAAGUGAAAUACAACUGUAAUAUAUCAAAGUCUAAGUUAGUCCUUCCUCUAUUUGAUGCAAGUUAUUUCUCUUUAAAAGCUAUAGUUGUUUAGAUGUUAUUACGAAUCAAACAGGAGUACUUUUUUUUGGGCCACCCGGUAUUUCAGAUGGAAAUUUCCAGCGCCCGACUACACACAAUUGUAGACCUAUACCAGGAGCAGUUGCGAAAAAUACGGCAAUUAUAGGCCCUGCGAUUCUGGUGCAACGCUCUAUAACUGAGCUCCAGUGACCAGUUGUCGAGCUCUAACCACAAUUUCUUGUAGCAUGCCUGUAUAUUUAGUUUUUUUGCAGGGGCCGGUUGUAUAAAACUCUUAAUCACUUUUUUAAUCACUAUUUUGUAGUUAAUUAGUGAUUAACUCUCAAAUAGGCGCUUCUUAUUGGAUGACGUUUCCACUUAAUCAUAAUUAACUUUAAUCACUUUUUUAUACAACGGCCCCAGAUAGCAAAAAAAUAUUUUCAGUUAGCAAAUUGCGACAGGGGACCAGGCACCGAAGAAAUUUUUUGAGUUAUGUUUCAUAUUGUCAAAAUUGAGUGUCCACUAAUUUGUUCAAAACCAGGGGCGUAGGAAGCAUCAAAAGAUUGGGGGACACCGGAAUCUAGGGGCACUUUAGGGUAUUGAAAAGGGCACCUAAAAAUUUUUUCACGGAAAUCUUGGCGACGGGGGGGGGGGAGAAAAAUUUUCCCGUCGUACCAUACCGAGAUUGCACGUUUUUGACGACAUUUUUUUAAAAAACUUGGAAAUUUCCAAACAAAAAGGGCACGUUUGAUGUUAAUUUAGUACUUACAGCGACAUUAGCUUCUACAAAAAGGGCACUUUUCAUCAUAAAAAAGGGCACUUUUAGUCCUUUGAAAGGGCCUCCGUGCCCCCCCCCCGUUCCUACGCCCCUGUUCAAAACCCAAUUAGUCGAAAAUUUUCAUAUAUCAAGCCGAAAACGGAGUUCUGCUUCUGAAAAUGGAGUUCUGGCAUUUGAAAACGGAGUUGUGGCAUUUGAAAACUGAGUUUUGGCAUUUGAAAACUGAGUUUUAGCAUUUGAAAACAGAGUUCUGGUAUUUGAAAAUGGAGUUUGGGUAUUUGAAAAUGGAGUUCUGGCAUUUGAAAACGGAGUUCUGGAAUUUGAAAACGGAGUUCUGGCAUUUGAAAAAGGAGUUUUGGCAUUUGAAAAAGGAGUUUUGGCAUUUGAAAAAGGAGUUCUGGCUUUUGAAAAUCGACCAGAUUUGGCACUUAAAAAGGGAGUUCUUGAAAUUUUCUACCUUAAUUAAGCAUGCAUAAGACCUUCUGACCAAGGUUUGCAGUUAGCCUCAGGCAUUUGCAGUUAGCGCCGCUACCUAGGAUCCCAACAUCUGACAGUUUGAUUCCUCAAUUCUUGCCAGAGGGGCUAUAUAUAGUUGCAUUUUUCGCACCUUCAGCUAGUUCGGUCUGUAAAAGUCCUUCAACUGCAUGUACAAUCAUUAUUCACUGUGGUAUAGAUUCUAAAAAAUGUGUCGAAAGUUCGAGUCCCCUCUGAUCACAGAUCAUAUCUUUCUCCAGGUUGCCCAUUGGGAUCGUACGGUCAAGAUUGUGAACUAAAAUGUCCAUGCGAGAACAGAGCUCGAUGUCAUCACGUGACUGGGAAAUGCGAAUGCGCACCUGGAUAUACAGGAGAGCUGUGUGAAAAUGGUAAGUUGGCGUUGAUGGACGAUGGUAACAUCAAAUAAAGUUGUCUUUCACUGGGGAGAACAGUUCAGUACUAAUAUAGCUAAGUUCAAAUAAAGUUAAUUUUUAUAUACCUCUUGCGGUAACUCUGGAAAAAUAGAGAUAACAUCGCUAUAGUUUACAGUUGGUGACAUAUACGGGUUUACAAUCUAAGUUAUAGCCUAGUUUUAAUUUCAGUUUUAGUUUUAGUUUUAGGCCCGGUUUUAAACAGCGUGUGAUGAGCGCACCGAACCAUGGCAUGGCCACAGGGGCGUAGGAACCGGGGGGGCCAGGGGGGCCAUGGCCCCCCCCCCCCAAGUUUUGGCAAGUGCCCUUUUUGUGCCUGAAAAUUUUUCAUAAAAUUCGCAGUUUUUGUCCAAACGAAACUUUUGAAAACUGUAAUGUAGGUUUUUUCCCGAAAAAUGUUUUAGUUUCCGAUAAAAAUAUCAUAUAUUUGUUUUUCCGGAAAAAUUUUUUAGUGUUUAAGGAAAAAUAUGGUAUGUCCGGAAAAUUUUUUUACCCCUAAAAUGGUACACUGACCGAAAUUUUUUUGGCGACGGGGGGGGGGAGGAGGUCGCCAAAAAAUUUUUUUGAGAUGCCCUUUUUUUUUUAAGUGCCCCUCAAAGCCUGCCCCCCCCCCCAAUUUUUCUAAGCUUCCUACGCCCCUGCAUGGCCAGACAUUAACAGAACGCAUAUCGGAAUAUCGGAGAGAACUAUUGUACGCAUUGCUUCCCAGAGCUAUUAAAGUAUACAUCUAUAUACAGUAAUACAGUUCUGGGUGCGAGAUUAAAUAGAAUUAAAGAACCAAUUAUCAUCUAAUUUGGUUCACUGUUGGCGCUUAAAUCAAGGACGUGCUGGUGCUCUGAUAGUAGACUGUAUUAAACAGGUCUUUAUAUUUAGUAAGUUACUGUAUAUUCUCUAUUUUUUCUGCACUUUCUGCAGUAUUGUGAAAGACCACCCUCAGCUCUAGCUACUGUCUGAGUAAGCGGAUCUUUCAAAACACUGCAAGAGCUGAAGUUGAAUACAUUGACCUUAUAAGUAAUACACAUCACAUACAUGUUUUUCAGUGAGGUCCUGCAUAAAAAAUACGAUUAUUUACAAUAUUGUCAAUAUUUAAGCCGUAUAAAUACAUAAUACAAUUAAUUUAUAAAUUAUUAAUUUAGUCCGUAUAAUAGUUCGGAAAGAAUCAAUCAUUCAGUAGUUAGUUGGAACCUUACUCUAAACAAAUUGAAAUUUGGCUUAUUUAGAGUGUCCUAAUGAUACUUUUGGAUUUGGAUGUAAGCCAUGUCAAUGUGUGAAGGAGAGAACCCGAAAAUGUGAUCGUAUUACUGGCCGGUGUGCGUGUAAACCUGGCUUCACCGAACUUUGUGAUCAAAGUAAGAUGACACGAUAACUACGCAUACCCCUAUUUCAAUACACGCUUCCAGAAAAUAUGUCACCUUGGCUACAGAGCCUCAAUUUCAUGGUUGAGAGGAUGGGCUUUAACUGAUAUCACAUACACGAAACCGAGGUUCUUUUGCCACAGUGACGUACUUCCAGAAGGGUGUAUUAGUGUUGUCAUAGUCAUUUGUACAUAUUCCAAGAUGGGUAUACGUAAUUUAAUACUUUUAGCUGUUCACGUAUCCUAUGACCAUGCUUCCUUUUUGUGUGCUGGCAACUCCCAGAUGUACAUAGUUUUCUGGAUUUGCAUUUAACGUUAACACGUACACGAAUCUAUAAAUUAGCGAAAACAGAUCGGAGCUGAAGUUUGUAAGCAAAAGGUUGUCCUACUAUUUCUGUUAAGAAAACAGUUCUCCAUCCAAGUCUGGGUUGUAAGCCUGAGAUUUCUAUAUGUUAUAUACGUUUCUAUUACGCUUAUCGAGCAUCGAUGUAUAUUUGAAUAUUGCUUGUAAAAAUAUUUAUUAUUAGCAUGACAAAAUUACUGGAUGCUGAUUGGUUGAGUGGAGUGCAAUUAUUUCACACAGUGGAAUUAAUGAUUUUCCCUAAACAAACAAAAUGGCGGAAAGGUAUUUAGAACACAAACGAAAUUGCCCUAGAGGAACUUAAAGCAAAAUAACUAAAUGAAAAUACGAACAAAAGCGCCAAAUUUUGGUUUGGCGAGAGAAUAUGAUAUUGACAUUGAGAAUUAUUAUACAUUUAAUAUGUAUUCUCGUUUCUAAUUGGUCAGAAAGCACCGGCUAAUUUUCAGUAUUCGGCAUUUAUUACAUAUUUUCCGCCGAUGACGUCAUCAGCUUCCAAUAAUUGUUUUUUUGGAUCGAACUUGCAUCCAAAAAAAAAAUUAUUGGACUCUCUCUUGCCCAAACCCUUGCGCGGCCAAAAGCUUGAACCUAUAAGCGCGCGAAAAACCCCCAAAAAACAAUGGCAUACAGCAGAUUUGCUUCGCUGAAUGAAAGUGAACUCUCCAAAUUAUUGGCAGAUAAGGAUAGUGAAAGCACGAAAAAGCCACAAAGGGGUAAAUAGAAGUAGAAAUAGAAUAUUUAGCUGACCUUUGACUUUGUGCAAGGUGUUUGAUAUUCAAAUUGUACUUUUCCUACCUCAUGAACAGGAAUCGUUUUAUACGUUUCUCAUGUCUUUAAAUGUAUAAUAAAACAAUUAUUGGAUUCGGCUUUCGCAUGAUAUCAAGAAUUAUUCAGACCUCGGUAAAAGAGAUGCAUGGAAGCUUAAAGGAAGAAAGAAUGAAAAGGCGGAUUGAUUGGAAAAAAAGGAACGAAGCACAAUUAAAGGCACGAUCGAAAAUAGUUGCCACAAAUUUGAUACCUACGAUAAGCUAGCCCAUCAUAACUGAGCACGCGUAAAUUAUGCAUUCUCGCAUAUAUAAUGAGGCGAGGAACUAAAUUAUUUCAAGAGUCGCCAAAGUGCGCAAAGUGUUUGAUUCAUUGGUAUAGAAUUUUGAGGUUAAGAAAAUUCUCAAUAAAGGUCCAACUGAAAACAAUAUUAGGUGACUCAAGAAACAUUCAGAGCAUUGAGCCUUAUUCAAAGUGGAGGAAAAUAAAAAGAACACAAAAAUUCUUGACUGCCAUGGAAUGAUUGCUCAACGAUAUGGCCAAUUUUUCUGUGCAAUUCCCAGUCGUUAAGGAAGGGAAUCGUUGGCAAUAAAGGAAAAAUGGAAGGAAAGAAGGGAAAAUAAAAUGUAUAGACGCAGUAAACUGAAUUGAAUAGAGAGUAAACAAAAGCAAUUAAAUGGUUAAGAAUGUAAAAUAACGGGCAAUGACAGAAAGCAAGAAGCGAACUAGAAUAACACGAUGAAAUUAAAUUAUAUUCAUUCUACUCCAGAAUGCGAACAUGGCUACUUUGGAGAAAAUUGUCAAGAGAGAUGCGCAUGCCCUGAUGAUGUUGAGUGUGACCAUGUAGUCGGCACGUGUUUGUACAACUGUUCAGCGGGCUUGACUGGCAAAAACUGCACAAGUUGUAAGUAUUACUAAACAAGUAAGGUAGGAAUUAAGUUGAUAUUUAUUUUACAUUCUCCAACGAUGUCAGGAUUCGAUUGUUGCGCUAUGUAGUUGCCUGCAUGGUUAUACUAUCGCCUACACACGUAAACAUUUCACAACUUCUCAACAAGAUGUGUUCGGAACAGGCUUGUAGCAAGCUUGUCAACAAAUUGUAACAAUGCUGAUUGCUAAUAUUCUAUAAAGUUGCUACAAAUUGUUGAAUUGCAAGACGAUAACAAGUCUGUCGAGCUCAACAAACUUGUAGCAAGUUGUCAACAAGCCGUUGAAAGCUUGUCAACAAGUUGGGAACAAGCAGGCGAACACAUCCUGUUGACAAGUUGUUGGAACAGCAUUGCUACAAGUCUGCUGCAGGUUUGUCACAACUUGCGCGUUUGUACGUGUGUAAGUUGCACGCUUCCAAUUUAACUACAUGAGAAUAUCUCACGACUUUAUCAAAUUUAACUUUAUCCAACCUAACGAGUUUAUUUACAUUUUAAUUACUGUCAUUAUUGAUGUAAAUAUUUCAGAUUGGGGAGGGAGGGAGGGGGGAGGGGGGCCGAAGGCGCGAGCCUUGAAAACCACAGAAAGAGUUGAUAAAACUUUGUUCAAUCCUUAAUACUUAAUUAAACCAGCAGCAUUCUGUUCUUCAUGAAAACGUAACCAGUGUCAGGACUUGACGAAACUUUACAGUGAGGUAUAAGACAUAUCAGACGAGGCCAGACUUUGAGUACAAUCAGUCGAACAGAAAAAGUGUGUUUUUAAUUAUAUUCCCAUAUAACCAUAUUAUCAUGUAUUUAUACGUCAUUUGCAUUCUAGACUGUCCUUUGGGUACAUAUGGCGUGGAAUGUAUAAAUCGCUGUCAAUGUGCUGAAGGUAUAGGAUGUCGGCCAACUGAUGGGAAAUGUCUAUGUCCACUCGGCAGGACUGGACCCACGUGUGAUGAAGGUAAUUUUCAAAUUGAUAUCGAAUGCCAACACCGCUGUCAAACGUUCGGGCAUCUACUGCUUGCAGCGAGGCUUGCAGUCAAAAGACUGGAAAUAGUAUUGUCUUCAUGAAGCUCUAGCAAAAGGUUUAAAAACAAUUACGAGGGUUUAAACUCAGGAUAACUUUGUCUUGACAAAAGGAAAAGGCGAUUAAAUUCCCUACCUUCUAGCUUCAGCCGUUACUUUAUUGUAAACGCUUUUCUUCUCCCGUAUUUACUUGUAUUAUUUUGGCAGACAUUUUCUCCGCCAUUUUCGUAGACUCGCACAUGAGCUUUACGUUUGGCAUUGGUGUUUCGAAUGCUUAGAUUGGUGUACUUCGCCCGUAUAUAUUUACUGUACUGCAGUAAACUUGACCAGAAUAUACCAACAAUAAUUUUUUGCAGUGGUUGAAACAAGCGAAACAAAUAUUGAUUGAGCGCGAACAUAGAGAGUGGUUAAAUUUUGUAUUGCCAUUAACAAAAGUGCAGUUUUUCUGUAAUUGCUAGAUCCCUCAAAUGUUGAGACAUUUUGUUUAUCCUAAUCCUGAUCCCAAUCCUAACCGUAGCCCUUAUAUAUCCAUACUCUAACGCCAAUCCUACCAUAACCCUUAACUCAACCCUAUCCAAUUCCGCAGUCAUUUAGGAUGGCAUUCUACAUGCAAUUCCGUCUUUUACAUCCACCUCUAUUUUAACGCAUUAUUGUAUAAUUAAAAAAACAUUCCCAGAAAACGUUUGUAGUUGUACAGUGGACGGAGGUUUGCCGAAGUGUCCUUUUUCUAUUGUACUUUAAAUUGUGCAUACAAUUUGCGUUUCAGAAUAGAAAACGUUGGACUCCAUAAGCAUACGUCAAGAUAUGAGGUUUUAUAAGCAUGCACAUGUUUCGGCACGCAACGGACAUUUGAUUGUCUGUAAUAUUUCUUUAUUUUCCGACCAUUUGCAUGAAUCACUGUUAUAUGGAGAUAUUCUUACCUGCAUAAUUUCAUUUCAUACUCAGAAUUAUGACUGUUAAGUUCCACUGAAAUUUGGUCAAUACAAUAAGAGCAUCUGGAAAUUACCUAUUGAAUAAAGUUCAUCUAUCUUUUUUCAUUCCUUUUUGUUAAUAAACUGGACAAUGGCCAUCUAUCUUUCCACACUUACAAUGGUUACUAUUUUGUUUCCAUCAGAGUGUCCACGUGGGACGUACGGGGAUCAUUGUGAACAGAAAUGUGAUUGUGAAGAUGAUAUCCCUUGUAAUCCAUUGAAUGGCAGGUGUCUCUGUCCUGCUGGGAAAAUUGGCCAGAGAUGCGAAAAUGGUAAGUACAUUGACAAUCUUAUGUAA
This is a messenger RNA of Paramuricea clavata, 23182 nucleotides long. The record is from the annotation of a GenBank genome assembly. NCBI's taxonomy places the organism in Eukaryota, Metazoa, Cnidaria, Anthozoa, Malacalcyonacea, Plexauridae.